UCUUUGAAUCAUGGAAGAGAAUUCGCAUUUUUCCCAUAUAAUUUACAAAAAUGAUCCCUUAUUAUUUAAGAGUUACGUUGGUAAAGAAGUGAACAUUUCAACUGAAGAUAAUAACACGAUUUCUGGUAUUGUUUAUACGGUUGAUCCGGUAUCAGAAAGUAUUGUACUCCUACAAGGCUGCCAACAAAAUAAUUUAAAAAUUGUAUUUGGUCAUGCGAUAAAAAAUAUAGAGAUCUCUCCAAACCAAUUAUGCGAAUUACCACAAUUGUUUAUGAACGCGCCAACAAGUAUUCUUCGAUCGACAGUAGAGAAGCGAAAAAGUGCUGUGAUAAAAUUAUUGCAAGAAAAUAGAUUCCCCGUAAAAGAACAGAACGACAUUUUAACAAUAGAAAAUGUACUUUCAAUAAAACCACCGUAUGAACCCGCCGAUUGCAUUUGCGAUAAUAGCAUUAUCUUGGGAAGAAUUCAAAAUCUUCUUUCCCGUAUACAAAUUUGAUGUACCGACGUUUCCUAACAAUAUUUUACUUCUUCUUUAAUUAAUUAAUGAAAUAAUAGUGUUAUAUUAAUAAGAAUAAUACAAAUUGUAUUAAAAAGAUUGCUUUAUUUUUUUUAAUUUGAAUUAUAUUUCUUUUUUACCAUAAAAUAUUUUAUUUUUCGCACGUAUCAUAUCGUCUAAAAUAAAGUUUCGCUUAGUAUACAUAAAUCAAUCGCAGAUGAAAGUGUUUCAUUUACAAUUGAAUUCAAUAUUAAUAUAGAUACAUAAUAUUAAUUUCAUUUCUUCCGUUAUUUUAAAUUUAUAUCAUUAAGCUACAUUCUUUUCAAUCUAAAUAUAAAAUAUGAUUUUAAAUAUAAAUUAGAUCAAAACGACAAUUUCUUAGAAACUAUUUGCAAUUAAGGUGAAACAAAAUAUAUGUUGUUGCUUUUUAAAAAGUAUAUAAUUCAGUUGAUGCUCUAAAUAGAAAAAUGAUAUUAAAAAAUUUGUGCAGCUAGUCUGAUAAUGUGCAAUUCUUUACAAAAUCAAAUACUUAAUCAUAUGAUAUUAUAUCGUUCUAAAAAUAAAAAAACAAUAUAUGAAAUUAUCACUUCUGAAAACGUGCGCCUUUUGCAGAAAAUAAAGUAUAAAAUGCUUUAUUUUCUUUUUUGGACAUGACGCUCGUCUUAAAAGAAGAAAUGCAGACUGGAAAGAAAGCUAUAAAACUAUUUAAAACAUUAUUAAAAAAAAUAAAUUUUUAAUCGUAGUAUCGUAGUAUAAAUUUGUAUAAUAUUUAAGUGAGAAAAAACAUUAUAUUUUGUCAUCUUAAAUUUAAACCCUCUUGCUGUAAUAACCGGAGAUAAUUUAUCACUUGCGAUAAAUUCAAAGUAUUAUUUCCGGUGUUUGUUGCGCAUAGAUGUGUAUCUUUUGCAUUAAAUAUGUCAAGUACUUACCUUAACUGUUCGUUGCGUAUAUGUAUUUGCGUGUAUGCGUGAACUUUCUUAAACAUAUAAUGGAAAGUAAAUAAAUUUACAAAGCUCUAUGCUGUUGCAUACCUCGUAAUACUAAGGUAUUUGCCAUAGCAAUAGGGAUUAAAUUUUGAUGUAAAAGCUUAAUAUGAAGUAAAUGCAAUUUUGGUAGUGCGGUGUAGAAUUCAUCAAAGAGCUUCCAAAUAUCUUCAGUAAAAUCUUGGUUCGAUCUUUUCCCUUCUUUUAGAAAAAUAUCGAAC
This is a messenger RNA of Bombus pyrosoma, 1700 nucleotides long. Its product is annotated as gem-associated protein 6-like. NCBI's taxonomy places the organism in Eukaryota, Metazoa, Arthropoda, Insecta, Hymenoptera, Apidae. Gene Ontology annotation, biological process: spliceosomal snRNP assembly; spliceosomal complex assembly. The transcript has 2 exons. The record is from RefSeq and is a predicted model, not a curated record. Bases 11 to 496 code for a protein of 161 amino acids. Gene Ontology annotation, cellular component: SMN complex; nucleus.